CCCCGCGCGCCCCUUUGUCCGCGGGCCGGAGCGGCGGCGGCGGCUCCCCGGUGCCCGCGCGCGCCGCGGCGAUGCCGGACCAGAUCUCCGUGUCGGAAUUCGUGGCCGAGACCCAUGAGGACUACAAGGCGCCCACGGCCUCCAGCUUCACCACCCGCACGGCCCAGUGCCGCAACACGGUGGCGGCCAUCGAGGAGGCCUUGGAUGUGGACCGGAUGGUUCUUUACAAAAUGAAGAAAUCCGUGAAAGCGAUCAACAUCUCUGGGCUGGCACACGUGGAGAACGAGGAGCAGUACACCCAGGCUCUGGAGAAGUUCGGUGGCAACUGUGUGUGCAGAGAUGACCCCGAUUUAGGGAGCGCGUUCCUGAAGUUCUCCGUGUUCACCAAGGAGCUGACGGCGCUCUUCAAAAACCUGAUUCAGAACAUGAACAACAUAAUCUCCUUCCCUUUGGACAGUUUGCUGAAAGGAGACCUGAAAGGCGUGAAAGGGGAUCUGAAAAAGCCCUUUGAUAAAGCGUGGAAGGACUAUGAAACGAAAAUAACCAAAAUAGAAAAGGAGAAAAAGGAACACGCCAAGCUCCACGGGAUGAUCCGGACCGAGAUCAGCGGUGCUGAAAUUGCCGAGGAGAUGGAAAAGGAGAGGCGAUUCUUCCAGCUCCAGAUGUGCGAGUAUCUACUGAAGGUCAAUGAAAUCAAGAUCAAAAAAGGAGUGGAUUUACUCCAGAAUCUCAUCAAAUACUUCCAUGCCCAGUGCAAUUUUUUCCAGGAUGGACUGAAAGCAGUAGAGAGCCUCAAGCCUUCCAUUGAAACCCUCUCCACAGACCUUCACACAAUCAAACAGGCCCAGGAUGAAGAACGGAGGCAGCUGAUGCAGCUCCGGGACACGCUAAAGUCAGCGCUGCAAGUGGAGCAGAAGGAGGACUCACAAAUGCGCCAGAGUACAGCUUACAGCUUACAUCAGCCUCAGGGAAACAAAGAACACGGAACGGAGCGGAAUGGCAGCCUCUACAAGAAAAGCGACGGGAUCCGGAAAGUGUGGCAGAAAAGGAAGUGUUCGGUGAAAAAUGGUUUUCUCACCAUAUCCCACGGUACCGCCAACCGGCCGCCUGCCAAGCUCAACCUCCUGACGUGCCAAGUGAAGACCAACCCGGAGGAGAAGAAGUGCUUCGACCUCAUCUCUCAUGACCGCACGUACCACUUCCAAGCAGAGGAUGAGCAGGAGUGCCAGAUCUGGAUGUCUGUGCUCCAGAACAGCAAGGAAGAGGCGCUCAACAACGCGUUUAAAGGCGACGACAACACCGGAGAGAAUAACAUCGUCCAAGAGCUGACCAAGGAGAUCAUCUCGGAGGUGCAGAAGAUGACGGGCAAUGGAGUGUGCUGCGACUGCGGGGCACCAGAUCCCACGUGGCUUUCCACCAACCUGGGCGUUCUGACCUGCAUCGAGUGUUCCGGGAUCCACCGAGAACUAGGCGUUCAUUACUCCCGGAUGCAGUCCCUCACCCUAGACGUCCUGGGAACCUCUGAGCUGCUGCUUGCCAAGAACAUCGGGAAUGCGGGCUUUAAUGAGAUCAUGGAGUGUUGCCUCCCAGCCGAAGACGCGAUCAAACCCAACCCUGGCAGCGACAUGAACGCCAGGAAGGACUACAUCGUGGCCAAGUACAUCGAGAGGAGAUACUCGAGGAAGAAGCACGCGGAGACGGCCGCCAAGCUCCACAGCCUCUGCGAGGCCGUGAAAACCAGAGACAUUUUCGGGUUGCUCCAAGCCUAUGCUGACGGGGUGGACCUUACAGAGAAAAUCCCCCUGGCCAAUGGACACGAGCCCGAUGAGACGGCCCUGCACCUCGCCGUCAGGUCUGUGGACCGCACGUCGCUCCACAUCGUGGACUUCCUGGUUCAGAACAGUGGGAACCUGGAUAAGCAGACGGGCAAGGGCAGCACGGCCCUGCACUACUGCUGCCUCACCGACAACGCCGAGUGCCUGAAGCUGCUCCUGAGGGGAAAGGCUUCCAUCGAGAUCGCCAAUGAGUCGGGAGAGACGCCGCUGGACAUUGCCAAGCGCCUCCGGCACGAGCGCUGCGAGGAGCUGCUGACCCAGGCCCUGUCUGGAAGGUUUAACUCUCACGUGCACGUCGAGUACGAAUGGCGACUGCUCCACGAGGACCUGGAUGAGAGUGACGACGACGUGGACGAGAAGCUGCAGCCUAGUCCCAACCGGCGGGAGGACCGGCCGGUCAGCUUCUACCAGCUGGGGUCCGGCCAGCCGCCGCCGGGCGCCGCGUGUUUGGCCAGAGAUGCCGCGAGCCUCGGCAAGGACAAGCAGAGGGCCUUCGUCGUGCCCAGCCUCCUGCAGAACGAGACCUACGGCGCCGUGCUCAGCGGCAGCCCGCCUCCGCCCCAGCCCCCCGCCGCCAGCGCCCCCCCGCUCCCGCCCCGGAACCUCGGCAAAGUUCAGACAGCCUCCUCCUCCGCUAACACCCUGUGGAAGACAAACUCUGCGGGCGUGGACGCUGUCAGCAGGCAGCGAUCCUCGUCCGAUCCGCCAGCUGUCCACCCACCGCUGCCCCCUCUGCGUGUGACGUCGACCAAUCCCCUCUCCUCGACGCCGCCCCCUCCUGUGGCCAAGACGCCCGGUGUGCUAGAGGCCUUGAGCCAGCCCAGCAAGUCCACCCAGCCUGGGGCUGGGCAGAGCAAGCCCGCAGCCCCGCCUCCGCAGCCGCCCAGCCGCCUGCCGCAGAAGAGGCCUGCCCCAGGGGCUGAGAAGCCAACCCCACUGCUCAACAAGGGCCAGCCCAGAGGACCUGAAGCUCCGGGUCCUCUGUCGAAUGCCAUGGCUCUGCAGCCCCCCGCACCCAUGCCCAGGAAGUCCCAGGCAACCAAGUUGAAGCCGAAGCGGGUGAAGGCGCUCUACAACUGUGUGGCCGACAACCCGGACGAGCUGACCUUCUCUGAGGGAGACGUGAUCGUGGUGGACGGGGAGGAGGACCAGGAGUGGUGGAUUGGCCACAUCGAUGGGGACCCCAGCCGCAAAGGAGCAUUUCCGGUGUCCUUCGUGCACUUUAUUGCUGACUGACUCGCUACCGAACAAAGAGCCUUUCUUUAGCCCAUGUCCCUGUUCCGUUAUUGGUACCAAAACUCUUCCCGAUGAGCAGCUCCACGGAUCGGACUGUGCGCAAGCCCGUUCUUCUCACGCCACUCCACGCGAAGGCAGCUUUUACACAGAAGUAAAUUGUUUCUGUCAUUUGUAGCUUUCAUGAAACACUGCUAUACUUUCAUUAGAGAAAAACUGAAUUUCUUCAAAGGUGAACUGAAGUGGGUUGUUUUUUGUUUUUUUAAACUACACAACCAAGAUCUUGCUAGAACUAAAAACUAAAUAAAGAUGGAAGCACUUCCUGCUUUCCUUAGCCUAAUUCUGGAGUUAACGGUCCUUUAGGGCAGUUUUUAUUUUUUUUGGC
Perognathus longimembris pacificus (Pacific pocket mouse) is the source of this 3453-nucleotide messenger RNA. It is a transcript of the gene Asap2, whose product is annotated as ArfGAP with SH3 domain, ankyrin repeat and PH domain 2. The transcript is spliced from 29 exons. Gene Ontology annotation, biological process: positive regulation of GTPase activity. Gene Ontology annotation, molecular function: protein binding; GTPase activator activity. Lineage: Eukaryota; Metazoa; Chordata; Mammalia; Rodentia; Heteromyidae. The record is from RefSeq and is a predicted model, not a curated record. Gene Ontology annotation, cellular component: cytoplasm. The coding region runs from base 72 to 3071 and encodes 999 amino acids.